Molecule: messenger RNA, 861 nt
Organism: Paraphaeosphaeria sporulosa
Lineage: Eukaryota; Fungi; Ascomycota; Dothideomycetes; Pleosporales; Didymosphaeriaceae
Exons: 3
Coding region: 1-861 (286 amino acids)
Source: RefSeq, a predicted model, not a curated record
AUGGCCUGCCUCAAAAGAUACAGCAACGAGCAGGUUGCUGCCUUCGACGCGCAGCUUGCACCUUUCAGAGGAAAUAUGAAAGUGCAACCGAAUGGCACUCUUUACUUUGCCAAGAAUGGCAUCGUAAUAGGGUUUGAUAGUGCUUUCCCUUUGAUUUAUGCUUACCAGGCUUGUGUAUUCGACCUCGCCACGACUUUCCUUGGAAAUGUGACUGGCAAAUUCCGAGACAUCGGAAUUAAAUACGACUCGGAAGAUUCCCUGGAUGAGAAAGGAUCUCUCAUCAAGGAAUACCGUGUGCGGCUAUAUGGCGCACACAUGAGCUCUCCCAUUGAUUGCGAUCGCAGAUACGUGUUCGUCGAUGCUUGCUCGGCCAUCAGCUUCGAAGACGCCCUCAUCAGAUUGGCACUGUUUUAUCAAGCUGCGAUCGGCAACUGGGUGGGCUUUUGGAAUGGGCCAAAAGACGCCUGCGAUUGGUUUGGAGGGCAGUUAGCCUGCCACAAUCAGCUUGUCGUGCUUCCCGCACCGCAGAUCCCACUGGGCCUCCCGAUUGACGAGAGCAUUGUAGCGACCAGCGGUGAUGAGGAUGCCGGUGCUGCCAAGACCAUCGAUGAAUCGGGCAUCGAUCCGAUACUGAGAGCGCAAACCUUCUCAGCUGAAGAGAGUCUUGCCCUCCCCAGCGGUAACGAGGAUGCCGCUAAUGCGAUGCCCAUCGAUGAUUCCUGCAUUGACCCGAGACUUUUGGCGCAAAGUCUCCCAAGUGAAGAGAGCGUUGCGGUCGGCAUCGGUAACGAGGUUGCUGCGUCUGGGUUGACCUGGGACGAUUUCUUUAUCGAUCCAGGACUGACGAGUGAUUGGCCAUAG